Morus notabilis is the source of this 3516-nucleotide messenger RNA. RefSeq names its product DNA gyrase subunit A, chloroplastic/mitochondrial. The record is from RefSeq and is a predicted model, not a curated record. NCBI's taxonomy places the organism in Eukaryota, Viridiplantae, Streptophyta, Magnoliopsida, Rosales, Moraceae. Gene Ontology annotation, biological process: DNA topological change. The coding region runs from base 165 to 3008 and encodes 947 amino acids. Gene Ontology annotation, molecular function: DNA binding; DNA topoisomerase type II (double strand cut, ATP-hydrolyzing) activity; ATP binding. The transcript has 27 exons. Gene Ontology annotation, cellular component: cytoplasm; DNA topoisomerase type II (double strand cut, ATP-hydrolyzing) complex; chromosome.
UAAAGGCGACAAAAUUCAAAUUGGCGCAGGAACCCUCCAAAACCCUUUUUCCAUUUCAUUCCUACUUCCUAGGGUUUUAGCCUUUUUCGGACACCGAGUGAGAAAAAUUCGCUCUCGUCUCGUUUAUUAUCCUUCGAAAUCCCAAAAAUGGAGCGCACACUCCCAUGAACCCGUUCUCUCUCAAAACCCCACCACCGCUUCCUCCUCCUCCAACAAUGGCCUUCUCCUCCGGUCUCCGCUUCUCCUCCCUCCUCCGCUGCCGCCUCUCCUCUCCCCUCUCCUCCGCUCAAUCCUUCAGGCUCCGCCAGAACCUGCCGGAGUUCCGCUUUCUCUCCGCCGCCCCUCGCUCUCGCUCCCGGAUUCCCCGCCCCGUGAAGGCCAGGCGGAGGGACGAGCUUGCGAAUGGAGGCGGCGGCGAAGGAGAGAAUGGGAACGGCAGCGUUCUGGUGAAGGAUGGGGGCGGAAGCGACGGCAGGGUUGUCGCCGCCGAGCUCCACAAGGAGGCGACCGAGGCGUACAUGGCGUAUGCCAUGUCGGUCCUGCUAGGCCGCGCCUUGCCGGAUGUCCGCGACGGCUUGAAGCCCGUGCACCGAAGGAUACUAUACGCAAUGCAUGAAUUGGGCCUUUCAUCAAAAAAACCAUUCAAGAAAUGUGCCAGAGUUGUUGGAGAGGUUUUAGGUAAAUUUCAUCCACAUGGAGACAGUGCUGUCUAUGAUUCCUUAGUGCGAAUGGCUCAGGAUUUCUCCUUACGAUUCCCACUAAUCCAAGGGCAUGGCAAUUUUGGUUCUAUCGAUGCUGAUCCUCCUGCUGCGAUGCGUUAUACAGAGUGUAGAUUAGAUCCACUGGCAGAAGCAACAUUACUGGCGGAUUUAGAACUAGAUACAGUUGAUUUUGCUCCAAAUUUUGAUAAUUCACAAAAAGAACCAUCACUUCUUCCUGCCCGUCUACCAACUUUACUGUUGAAUGGUUCUUCUGGGAUUGCGGUUGGCAUGGCAACCAAUAUUCCUCCUCACAAUCUUGGGGAGUUAGUUGAUGUGCUCUGUGUCUUGAUUCGGAACCCAGAAGCUACACUGCAAGAAUUGUUGGAGUACAUGCCUGGACCUGAUUUUCCAACUGGUGGUCUGAUCAUGGGCAACAUUGGCAUCUUAGAGGCAUACCGAACUGGGAGAGGACGUAUUGUAGUCAGAGGCAAAACUGAUGUGGAAUUGCUUGAUUCAAAAACAAAGAGAACUGCAAUAAUCAUAAAUGAGAUCCCUUACCAGACCAAUAAAUCCGCUCUUGUGGAAAAGAUAGCUGAACUUGUGGAGAAUAAGAGUAUCGAUGGCAUAAGUGAUAUUAGGGAUGAAAGCGAUCGCUCUGGAAUGCGCAUAGUCAUUGAGCUCAAACGCGGAUCAGACCAUUCAAUUGUUCUAAACAAUCUCUUCCGGCUCACAUCUCUUCAAUCUAGUUUCAGCUGUAACAUGGUGGGUAUCCUCAAUGGACAGCCAAAACAAAUGGGUCUGAAGGAAUUGCUUGAGGCUUUCUUAAAUUUCAGGUGCUCUGUUGUUGAAAGACGUGCUAGGUUUAAGCUUUUCCAAGCACAAGAAAGAAGACAUAUUGUUGAGGGUAUUGUUGUGGGGCUUGAUAAUUUGGACGGAGUGAUUCGUAUAAUAAGAAAAUCUUCAAGCAAUGCCGUUGCAUCAACUGGUUUGCAGAAUGAGUUCAAUCUUUCUGAGAAACAAGCUGAAGCUAUAUUAGACAUAAACCUAAGAAGACUUACCCUUCUUGAGAGAAAAAAGUUUGUUGAUGAAAGUGAAUCAUUGAGGGGGCAAAUUUCUAAGUUAGAAGAACUCUUGGCAAGCAAGAAACAUAUAUUAGAGGUAGUUGAAAAAGAAGCAAUUGAGUUGAAGAACAAGUUUUCCAACCCGAGGCGGUCUUUGUUAGAUGACACAGAUGGUGGUCAACUUGAAGACAUAGAUGUUAUUCCUAAUGAAGAAAUGCUGCUGGCCUUUAGUGAAAAAGGUUAUGUUAAGCGGAUGAAGCCUAACACCUUUAAUCUUCAAACUCGUGGAACAAUUGGUAAAUCUGUAGGCAAAUUGAGGGUAAAUGAUGCCAUGUCAGACUUUAUUGUUUGCCGAGCUCAUGACCAUGUUCUGUACUUCAGUGAUAAGGGAACAGUAUACUCAGCUCGUGCGUAUAAAAUUCCAGAAUGCACUAGAACAGCUGCUGGUACGCCACUGGUUCAGAUCUUAUCUUUGUCUGAUGGUGAGAGAAUUACAUCAGUUAUUCCUGUCAGUGAGUUUUCUGGAGAUCAGUUUUUAUUGAUGCUUACAGCGAAUGGAUAUAUCAAGAAAGUAUCCUUGAGUUCUUUUUCGUCAAUCAGGUCGACAGGAAUCAUAGCAAUUCAAUUGGUUCCCGGUGAUGAGCUAAAAUGGGUUCGCUGUUGCUCAAACGAUGAUGUUGUUGCAAUGGCUUCACAAAAUGGAAUGGUCAUUCUAACAUCCUGUGAUAAAAUACGAACACAAGGCAGAAAUACAAGGGGUGCCGUGGCCAUGCGACUUAAAGCAGGGGAUAAGAUGGCGAGUGUGGACAUCAUACCUGGAGCAAUGCGCAAAGACUUUGAUAGGGUGUCAGGUCCCCCGAGCAAAGGCGUAAAUGGCCCGUGGUUGUUAUUCAUAUCGGAAAGUGGAUAUGGAAAGCGGGUUCCCUUAAGCAGCUUUCGUUCAAAACCUCUGAACAGAGUGGGUCUGAUAGGAUACAAGUUUGCUGCAGAGGAUCGCUUGGCAGCAGUUUUUGUGGUUGGGUUUUCGUUGGCAGGGGAUGGUGAAAGUGAUGAACAAGUGGUUUUAGUGAGCCAAAGUGGUACAGUCAACAGAAUUAAGGUGCGGGAUGUCUCCAUACAGUCCCGCUACGCAAGGGGAGUUAUUCUCAUGAGGCUGGACUAUGCCGGGAAGAUUCAGUCAGCUUCACUUAUCUCAGCAACAGAUUCUCAAGCCGAGGAAGAAGUUAGCUCUGCGGUUUCUGGCUAGGUUGCCGGUCAACUUCCUUUUUGUUGUGCAGUAAAUUAUUCUGGCUUCUCUGCUGUGAAAUUUGUCCGCCAGAUCACUUGAUGUAAAUGGCCCCAAAAGAGGUAAAUCAUGUUUGUAAAAGUUGAAAUGAUGAUAGCAGAGCAAAAUGAUGUACAGAUGAUUAUUCCCGAGUUUGGAGACCGUUACGCUGAAUGUCAUUUUCAUCUCCGUGUUUUUGUGCUCUAUUAAUCACUCUUUACAAAUUCUGCAUUGCUAAUUUCACCAUGAAAGCCGAUUGUGGUGGCUUGUGAAGCGGAUGGGGAAACAGUUUGAUUCUGUAAGUUGCAAUGGUGGGAUUGUGGUACAUUCUAGCGAACCAAGUAGUUGGAGGGGAAAACAAAUCGAAAAGAAGUAUUGAUAUAAUUGUAGAGAUUUCCAAAGUGGGGAUGUGAUGGCAUGUGAGAUUGCAAUCGAACCUAUAAGUUUUGUAGGUUAUAAAGAAUCAUUUUCGAUUUACGUGUAUUUUUUA